Messenger RNA from Gastrolobium bilobum, 849 nucleotides. RefSeq names its product DET1- and DDB1-associated protein 1. Bases 203 to 493 code for a protein of 96 amino acids. The record is from RefSeq and is a predicted model, not a curated record. Gene Ontology annotation, cellular component: Cul4-RING E3 ubiquitin ligase complex. The transcript is spliced from 5 exons. Gene Ontology annotation, biological process: positive regulation of proteasomal ubiquitin-dependent protein catabolic process. Lineage: Eukaryota; Viridiplantae; Streptophyta; Magnoliopsida; Fabales; Fabaceae.
UUGCUUUGGACUCUGUAAUACUAUCACUAGUUUGGUAGUGGUUGGCUGGGAUUUUCAUCUUUUUAAGUUGAGGGCAUUCCAGAGAGAUCUGAAAUCAUUGGUGCCGAUGAUUUGAGAACUACAUAUGUGUCCUGUGUUUGGACUUUGAUCAUUUCGAACGAUUCAAUAUCUUAUUGGAUUUUCCAGUACCAGCGAGCACUUUAUGGAGUCUGUGCUUGGUAAUUGGCCAUCGUACAACCCUCACAACUUCAGUCAGAUUCGACCUUCGGAUCCUUCUAGUUCUUAUAAAAUGACACCAGCCACUUACCAUCCUACUCACAGCAGGACCCUUCCAUCACCUGAUCAAGUGAUAAGUACCGAGGCCAAAAAUAUCCUGCUAAGACACAUAUAUCAGCAUGCAGAGGAGAAGGUUAGUCUUUUGAAACCAAAAAGAGCUGCAUCUGAUAGCCUUUUACCAGAGCAUGCAUGCAAGCAACCAAGGGUUUCCACCUGACACUUUUCAUUGACCAACUGAUGCAUGUGAUUGUGAGCUACUUUCUCAAUGAUUCACAAGUGCUUGACGAAGAAGAAGAGUUUGGUGCUUGUUUGAUGUGGUGAACUAUUUUGGCAGCUACAGACUUUGGAGUAUGUAAAUUUGAAGUCUAUUAACCCGCAUCAAAAUUUUACAGCAAAUGAAAUGAUGAUAUGCUUAUGUUGUGAAUUUGUGUGCCAUGCUUCGUGUGCUACACAGUUAACAGCUGCUUCUCCACAUAAGUUUGAAAGAGAUACAUGCUUUCUAUUUUAGCAUUUUCAAAAUGCAUCUUUAUCUUCUGGAUUCUGGAAUAUGUGGUGCCAUAAUUUUUCUCGUUA